Molecule: messenger RNA, 2317 nt
Organism: Punica granatum (pomegranate)
Lineage: Eukaryota; Viridiplantae; Streptophyta; Magnoliopsida; Myrtales; Lythraceae
Source: RefSeq, a predicted model, not a curated record
CGUCGUCUUCAUCGACCAAAAGCAGAACAGUCCCAUAGCCUGAGGUUUAAGCAAGGAACGGAGAAUCCUUCCUUCCUCACUUCACUUCUCAGCUCGCUUCGAGCUUCUCUUCUCUCUCCAAUCGCUGGACAGCGUCGGCCUUCUCCUCCGGAGAUGCUGUGCGUCUCAGCUGUUGACUGAUGCUUCUGAGAUUCUCUAUGGAAGUCUCUGACUCGUUCUCAUUCCGGAAUUCUGCUGUUACUGCUCACUCCGUAGCUGAUGCGCGCAAGUGCUGCCGUGUAGGGGACAAGCUCGGUUUCUAAUUCCCUCUGCUGGCUCUGGUUUGUGCGGUGAACUUGAGAGGGAUAGAGCUAUGGCGGAAGCAAAGGUCAAGUAUGAUCGCCAGCUCAGGAUCUGGGGUGAGCAAGGACAGGCUGCUCUUGAGAAGGCCAGCAUCUGUUUGCUUAACUGUGGUCCAACUGGUUCUGAAACACUGAAGAAUCUUGUUCUCGGAGGAGUCGGGAGCAUUACUGUGGUUGAUGGAUCUAAAGUAGAAGUGGGCGACCUUGGAAAUAACUUCAUGGUGGAUGAGUCAAGCGUUGGUAGAUCCAAAGCAAAAUGUGUCUGUUCAUUUCUGCAAGAGCUAAAUGAUGCUGUCAAGGCAAAGUUCAUAGAGGAGUAUCCACAAGCAUUGAUCGUGACAAACCCGUCAUUCUUCUCCCAGUUUACCCUAAUCGUUGCUACUCAGCUUGAGGAGGACUCUAUGAUCAAGCUAGAUAGGAUCUGUAGGGAGGCCAAUGUGAUGUUGAUAUUUGCUCGUUCCUAUGGGCUAACAGGUUUUGUACGAGUCAGUGUAAAGGAACAUACUGUGAUUGAAUCAAAGCCUGAUCAUUUUUUGGAUGACCUCCGACUAAAUAAUCCAUGGCCUGGACUCAAGAGUUUUGCAGAAAGUAUUGAUCUUACAGUUGCUGAUCCUGUAGCCCACAAGCAUAUACCAAAAGUUGUCAUAUUGGUAAACAUGGCCAGUGAAUGGGCAAACUCCCAUGAUGGCAAACUUCCAUCAACCAGACAAGAGAAGCAAGAAUUCAAGGAACUUCUCAAGUCCAGAAUGAUUGCAAUGGAUGAAGAAAAUUACAAGGAAGCAUUGGAAUCAUCCUUUAAUGUCUUUGCUCCUCGAGGAAUCAGUUCAGAUUUGCAACUUAUUAUAGAUGAUAGCGCUGCAGAACUUCACUGCGGUUCAUCAGAUUUCUGGGUGAUGGUGGCAGCUCUGAAGGAGUUCAUUGCAAAUGAGGGAGGUGGAGAGGUACCCCUUGAGGGUUCAAUACCAGAUAUGACAUCAUCAACUGAGCACUAUGUGAAUCUCCAGAAGAUUUACCACGCAAAGGCUGAGGCUGAUUUUCUUGUAAUGGAGCAGAGGGUGAGGAAUCUUUUAAAGAAGACUGGUAGAGACUCAGCCAGCAUCCCAAAGCACACAAUAAAAAGUUUCUGCAGAAAUGCCCGAAAACUCAAAGUCUGCAGGUACCGACCCAUUGAGGAGGAGUUCAACUCUCCUAGCCUAACAGAACUGCAGAAGUAUUUAACAGAUGAGGAUUACAGUGUUGCUGUUGGAUUCUAUAUACUGCUUCGAGCUGUGGACCGCUUCGCUGCUAAUUAUAACAGUUUCCCAGGGGUGUUUGAUGGGGGGAUGGAUGAAGAUAUAUCUCGGUUAAAGAUGACAGUGGUUGGCCUACUCAAUGACUUGGGCUGCAACGGGCAGACCUUGACAGAGGAUCUCAUCAGUGAGAUGUGCCGGUUUGGUGCUGCAGAGCUGCAUGCAGUUGCUGCAUUUAUUGGAGGAAUCACAUCGCAGGAAGUAAUUAAGCUGAUAACGAAGCAAUUUGUUCCAAUGUUGGGCACUUUCAUCUUCAACGGCAUUGAUCACAAGUCUCAGUUGCUUUUCCUGUAAACAUAUAAAAAAGACGCCAAGCAGAUCCGCAGCGGGAGAUUUACUACUUCCCUUUGGCUCUCUCCCUUGGACCGCACGAAGAAGGACUUGGUCGGAUUUUCACAGUCGGGAGGAACAAAUUUACGAAAGAUAGGAAGGGCAGAAAGCUUUUGUUGCAUUAGUCCUCAUUGGAAAUUUUGCAGGAACAAAAAGGAGCUGCAAGCAAAACGAAUUCUCAUACGCGUUUUCCUCUUGCUAGAUUAAGAUAACCGGGCCUAUUUCGUGCAAAAUGUCUCACCGAAAGUUGUGCGGAAGAGUGUUUUCUUGAAAACAAACAGUUGGUGUUUUGUUUUCUUGAGAACAAACAGUUGGUGUUCUUAUAUAAUAACUUAGCUCUCACGUGAUUACUGCACC